This is a messenger RNA of Pecten maximus, 3071 nucleotides long. RefSeq lists its product as uncharacterized. Bases 10 to 765 code for a protein of 251 amino acids. The record is from RefSeq and is a predicted model, not a curated record. The transcript is spliced from 4 exons. Lineage: Eukaryota; Metazoa; Mollusca; Bivalvia; Pectinida; Pectinidae.
UCCAAGAGGAUGUUACGGGAACGUCUUCAAAAGGCGAUUCUGUAUGGAAACGAGACUGAAAUCCGAAAAGCUCUAAAUGACUUCGAGCUGCAUUUGAUUCCGGAUGAGGGAGAGCAAAUCCUGGCCAAGAAGAGGCUUGAAUUCUUCGCACUUCAGAAAGAACUUCGUAUUGCUACAAAACGCAGACAUCCGGAGACGAUCAAGAUAGUGCUUGCAAAGGGCAAAGCGUCCGAUUAUGCCCCGGAACUCCGGAAUGAACUUACAGAGGCGGAGAAUACCCUUGCUAACCUCAAAAAGCUUGACGGAUAUAACUUCCAUAUUAGGAAGUUGGACAGAGACAUUCUGGCAGAAAUGAAAACGUUUGUCCGACCAAAGCCAAUCGUAGUGGAUGUGAUGCGUGUAGUCUGUAUACUCCUCGGAGAGGAACCGGAUUCACUAAAGACCUGGGAAAAUAUCUUACCACAUCUUCACAAGAAAGGAACUGAUAGUUUACUCAACAGAAUAGACAAUCUGCGUGUGGGAUCCCUGGACCCGAGCCUUUUGGAGACAGUAGACGAUAUCCUCGGGCAAUAUUCUUAUAAGGACAUACGAGAGUCGAGUACAAACGUCGCUGCUUUCAACAAAUGGAUACAGCAGGUUUGUGACAAACGGAAGGCCAUAAUUGAAAAGGAACGAAAAGAAAUGUUGAACCGGAUACGGGGGAAACUACAAGCUCGUACCAAGGAGAUUGCAAAGGAAAAUCUAAUAGCAUCCCUAAUAGCUUAAUGCAAUGAGAAAAUAGCUUGGCUGUUGUCGAUACUAGAAAAGUAUCUUUAUCAAGUGGCAUUAAAAUAAUAAUGUGGAAUCAUUGAGACUUGUUAUAGCAUACGUUUGUAUCAUGGAAGAGGAAUGUAUCUGUAACAAUUUACAUUGGAAGCCGAAAUAUGCAUGUAACAUGAUAUUUGUGUUAUACGAUUGAAACAGAAGAAAUCCAGUUGAAACUCGAAUUUAAUGUACAACGAUGACAAUGAUACUGCAUCAGAAAACUAAAAGUGAUAUCUAAUUUGAAGAGGUGUUUAUUUUGUUAACAAAUAGCGAUUGAACACUGUGUUUGUUAGCUAUCGGAAUACGUCUUUUUCUUAGGUUAAACAAAUGGCGAAACAAAUUAUUGCAACUGAGCAUCAGUCCAAUAUUGAACGAUGGGACGGACCGCUUUUUAGAUUGUUGAGACGUAUUUUCGUCCCAAUACCACUAAUGAUCAGGUCAUCUUAGGGACAAUAUCCGAGUCAACUUUUAUAAAUAAAUAUAUACCAGUCUGAUGAAUCUUUACUCUAACGAUAGUAGCAGUAUCUUUUUUUUUGCAAAAAACAAAUUAAUGUUAUUAAGAAAAACACGAACGAAAUAGUUAUCUACAAGUGAUAUGUCACUGAUCUAAGAAUCUCAGAUAUAGACAAUGUACUUGCAUAAACAAAGAAAGGUGAGUACAUGGUGGACAUCUGAAACAAAGUGUGGGACUCCGACAAUUAAAUUCAAACGUUAUUAUUUUCACUUCCUAUUUCUGUAAAUUGAUGAAGAUUGUAUGUUAUGCUUCCAAGAGAAAACUUUACAUGUUAUGAAAGAAUAAGGUAAAAGUUAAAGUUUGCUUAAUGGCUACCCGAAUUAAGAAUGUUGGCAGCGUUCACCGUAUCAUUGCCAUUAAGUAUAUAAGUGAUCAUUCCUUUCACACGUGCUAAAAUCGAUUGGAUUGUAAAUAUGAGUGAGAUAUUGAACUAAAUGUAUAAAUAUGUAUGGCAAUUAUAUAACUUAGAUAAUGUACGAAUUUUCAGCAUUCCAUGUGACAUUCCUUUUCAUCGAUAUUAUUUUGCAAGCAUCCAUGCUCAAAUUUGACAUUUAGCAUCAGUAUCUUUUAUUUUGUCUCAAAAGAUUGCGCUCAUAUUUAACGCUUUCAUAACACAAUGCAUUAUUCCUAUUCUUUAAUAGACUCUAUCAUUGCACAGUCAAACAAUUUAACUACAAAUUCACUUAGUAAAUGUCAUUUCAUUUCUGGUAAUCAUAUUUCAAUUAAGGUGAGCAUAUCAGCUGUAAUAUCACGUGUACAAUGGAGGCAGUAUAGAGCCUCUUGUUAUCAAAACCAUCUGAACGGAAAACACAAGAGUGCCACCACAUAAUUACUGUUACAUACAUGUUUAUUUUUGUUUACAUUAAGGGUGAGCUCACAUCUCCCGUUAUAUUUUUUCUACCUUUUAUACAUCGAAUUGAUUUGUAUGUUAAUAUUCCUCCACUAUAUAUCACAAGAUGCAUUUUUUUUACUUCUUACCACAGGGAAAAUUGCAAGACUCCGGUUUCAUCAACAUUUCUUAACUAAGGCAUUCCUUGACCUAACAUUUUCCAUCGGACAGCAUGUAUGAAUUAGAGGAAAAUUCCUUACCUAAGAUAAUUUCUAUAAAUUUAGCAAUGCUUUUUCACUGGAGAAUGGUAAGCUUAUCAAAUUGUUUAAGUUAAGAAACAUUUAAAGACAAGUAAAGAAACCAGGGCCACACUAUUCUCUUAUAUAUGUUACCUAUGAUAUUAAAGUUUGGUAUGUGACUACGAAGUGGUGUUAGUGUUGUGCUCCUUAUUAGAUAUGAAUACGUAUCCUUGUUACGUACUGAUUUAAGAAGUCGGAACAUAAUUAGCAAAUUGUAAUUCAUGCUUUUACCUCUGUCCGAGACAAUUUAAAUAGCCAACCUGACCUUAAACCAAACUGCAUAUGUCCAUAAAAUUCAUUAUUUGGAAUUCAUUAAGGAAGACAAUAACCAGACUUUUAAAAUUGUAACAUAUUUAUGGGUCCCAAAACAAUAAUUUAUAGUAUAUAUUUACUUUCUUCAUAAAGUUCUUUAUGGGUCAUAUCAGCAUCAUUUGUUCUUCAAUUUGCCGCUUUUUUCAGGAUACCCUACAAUAUUAAAGCCAAAAACAGCCUGUAGCCUAUUUCUACGACUUUUGACGGUUGAUGGACCUAUAAUCUGAAAUUCAUAUACUUGCCUAUUCAGUCCACCAAUGUUAAAACCAUGCUGUUAUUUAAAGUUUAUUUCGGGUGAUUUUGAAAUUAACUA